Messenger RNA from Cladophialophora yegresii CBS 114405, 1518 nucleotides. Its product is annotated as NADH-ubiquinone oxidoreductase 51 kDa subunit, mitochondrial. Gene Ontology annotation, molecular function: NADH dehydrogenase (ubiquinone) activity; FMN binding; NAD binding. Lineage: Eukaryota; Fungi; Ascomycota; Eurotiomycetes; Chaetothyriales; Herpotrichiellaceae. Bases 1 to 1518 code for a protein of 505 amino acids. The record is from RefSeq and is a predicted model, not a curated record. The transcript is spliced from 3 exons.
AUGAUCGUUCGGUCGUCGGCUCCUAGAACUGUGGUCCGCGCGGCCUCGACAGCAGCUUCACGAUCGUCGGCUUCGAUCACCGCCACCGGCUCCUCUACCCUUCGAAACAGACGCUCUUACGCCACCGUACAGGAAGGGCAGCCCCAGAAACGAAGAUAUGGCGAUCUGAAAGAUCAGGAUAGGAUAUUUCAGAACCUAUACGGCCACCAUGGCACCGAUCUGAAGAGCGCCAUGAAGUAUGGCGAUUGGUACAAGACGAAGGAGAUCAUAUUGAAAGGCCACGACUGGUUGAUCAACGAGAUUAAAGCUUCAGGAUUGAGAGGGAGAGGCGGUGCUGGCUUCCCAUCAGGUCUGAAAUUCUCAUUUAUGAACUUCAAAGGCUGGGAGAAUGACAAAAAGCCCCGAUAUUUGGUCGUCAACGCAGACGAAGGCGAACCUGGCACUUGCAAAGACCGAGAAAUUAUGCGCAAGGAUCCGCAUAAGCUGGUCGAAGGGUGUCUCGUGGUCGGUCGCGCGAUGAACGCCACCGCGGCCUACAUCUACAUCCGCGGUGAAUUCUACCACGAGGCCACUGUCUUGCAACGAGCUAUCCAAGAAGCAUACAAGGAGGGGCUGAUUGGCAAGAACGCCUGUGGUUCGGGCUAUGACUUCGACAUCUACCUGCACCGCGGCAUGGGUGCCUAUAUUUGUGGAGAAGAGACCUCCCUGAUCGAAUCUCUCGAAGGCAAAGCUGGAAAGCCUCGUCUGAAGCCGCCCUUCCCGGCUGCAGUUGGUCUCUUCGGCUGCCCGUCAACCGUCACCAAUGUUGAGACUGUUGCGGUCUGUCCGACCAUCGCGAGGCGGGGAGGGAAAUGGUUCGCUAGCUUCGGUCGCGAGCGCAACCAAGGCACGAAACUGUACGCUAUCUCUGGCCACGUCAACAACCCCUGCGUAGUCGAAGAGGAGAUGUCCAUCCCUCUCCGCGAACUGAUCGAGAAGCACUGCGGCGGCGUCCGUGGAGGAUGGGACAACCUUCAAGCCGUCAUCCCUGGUGGUUCGUCAACGCCCAUCCUUCCCAAGCAUAUCUGCGACGAUCAACUCAUGGACUUCGACGCCUUGAAAGAUAGUCAGUCUGGCCUGGGCACGGCCGCCGUGAUUGUCAUGGACAAGUCCACGGAUGUUGUCCGGAUGAUUGCCCGGCUGAGCCAAUUUUACAAACACGAAAGUUGCGGCCAGUGCACCCCCUGUCGGGAGGGAAGCGCAUGGACUGCGAAGAUUAUGGACCGGUUCGAGAAGGGUCAGGCGAAGGCAAGGGAGAUUGACAUGAUGCAGGAGCUUACGAAGCAGGUUGAGGGACACAGUAUUUGCGCAUUGGGAGAAGCAUUCGCAUGGCCUAUUCAAGGCCUGAUUCGGCAUUUCCGACCACAGCUCGAGGCUCGCAUCAAGGACUACGCCCAGAAGGCGGGUGCUGAGCCCUUCGCCGGUGGAUGGGAGCCUGGUGCGGAUAAGAAGGGCUUGCUUAUCGCACCUGGGCAAUGA